Messenger RNA from Caenorhabditis bovis, 1875 nucleotides. The record is from the annotation of a GenBank genome assembly. Lineage: Eukaryota; Metazoa; Nematoda; Chromadorea; Rhabditida; Rhabditidae.
AUGUGCCAACAUCAUCGUCGUUCCAAACGAGACCCGUGCUCAGCAGCCAACAACAAUGAGAUCACCGUCGAGCAUACUGCGAUCAAAUGGACGGUUUCGUUCCAACUGAAAAUGAUCAUCGGACAGGCGACGUUGAGUUGUCGAACUCUCGCGAAAACUGAUCGUUUGACACUUGAUGUUCGUGACCUGUCAAUUCGAUCGGUGUCGAUCAAUGGAAUCGAUUGCGAUUUUCGCAUCGCGCCCAACACUUAUACGUUCUUCGGAUCCAAGAUGACUGUUUAUUUGCCGCAGGACUGCCAGAAGGAGGGCCUUCUUCUAUCGGUCUUGAUUCAAUACGGAACAUCACCGGAUGCCACCGCCCUUCAAUGGAUGAAGAAGGAGCAGACGGCGGAUAAGAAGGCGCCCUACCUGUUCUCGCAAUGCCAGGCGAUUCACGCGCGGUCGAUUGUGCCUUGCAUGGACACGCCAUCCGUCAAGAGCACCUAUGAGGCGGAGGUCACGGUGCCGGCGGGCCUCACCUGCUUGAUGUCGGCUAUCGGACAAGGCUCGAAAGGCGACGACGAGACGACGACGUUCUUCUACAAACAGCCGGUGGCGAUACCGAGCUAUCUCAUCGCCAUCGUCGUCGGCUUCUUGGAGAAGCGCGACAUAAGCGAUCGAUGCUCGGUGUGGGCCGAGCCGUCGGUCGUCGACAAAGCGCAUUGGGAGUUCGCCGAGACCGAGGAGAUUCUCGCGACCGCCGAGGCGAUCGCCGGCAAAUACAUAUGGGGACGCUACGACAUGGUGUGUUUGCCGCCAUCGUUCCCAUUCGGCGGCAUGGAGAACCCGUGUCUGACCUUUUUGACGCCGACGCUCAUCGCCGGCGAUCGAUCGCUGGUGAGCGUCAUCGCUCAUGAGAUCGCGCACAGCUGGUCGGGAAAUCUGGUGACCAACUCGAGUUGGGAGCACUUUUGGCUCAAUGAGGGAUUCACGAUGUUCAUGGAGCGCAAAAUUUGCGGUCGACUCGUCAGCGAGGAGUAUCGACAAUUCAUGGCGUUCAAUGGAUGGACGAAUGCAUUGAUUCCAGCGGUCUAUGAGCAGUUCACUCCGACUCAUCAAUUCACCAAAUUGAUCCAGGAUCACACCAAUGUCGAUCCGGACGUCGCAUUUUCAUGUGUCCCUUAUGAGAAGGGAUCAGCAUUGCUCUUCUAUUUGGAGCAAAAGCUUGGCGGAAAAGACAUCUUCGAAGCGUACCUUCGCGAUUACUUGAAGACGUUCGCGCAUCAAGCGAUCAACAGCUUCCAAUGGAAAGAGCACUUGUACAAGUAUUUCGAUGAUAAGAAGGCGAUUCUGGAUACCGUUAAUUUUGACGCCUGGUUUUAUGGCGUCGGAAUGCCGCCGGAGAAGCCCGAGUACGAUCAGACGAUGGCGGAGGCUUGCAAGAAUCUCCUCAAGAUCUGGAUGGAUGCUGAUGAGAGCAAUGUGUUGGAGAUCGGCGACAAGGCUUAUUUUGAAAUGCAGCCCCUUCAGCAGAUCGAGUUCCUUUCCCAAUUGUGGCAGAGAGAUCCGCCCAUUGAGCAUUACAAGCUUGAUGCUCUAAAUAAGAUUUACAAGCUGAACGAGUCGCAGAACGCCGAGAUUUUGUUGAACUGGCUCCGUUUGUGCAUCAAAGCGCGUUGGGAGGAAUGCAUUCCCAAGGCGUUGGAGUUUGUCAACUCGCAAGGCCGCAUGAAGUUCUGCCGGCCGAUCUAUCGCGACCUAGCCAACUGGCCGGCGGCGAACAAAAAGGCCCGCGAUGUGUACCUCAAAGGACGCGCUCAGAUGCAUCCGAUCACCGCUGAGAUGAUCGCCAAGGAGUUGCACAUCAGACAUUCGACUCAUACCGUAUGCUUCUAA